AUGGAGAGGCUCAAGUCAAACGGAGAGGGGCAUGUUAACUCCGCUUAUGAUGCCACUCUGGAUGGACCUCCUAACUAUCAGGAGACCAGCUUCUCUAAUGGGGAGCACAGGACAGUGCGGCCUUCAGUGGCCAGCGCCUUUGGUCAUGACACUUUGGACCGAGUGCCCAACAUUGACUUCUAUCGCAACGUGGGCAGUGUGAGUGGUCACCGGGCCGUGCGACCAUCCCUGCAGGAGCUCCACGAUGUGUUUCAGAAGAAUGGAGCCAUCUCUGUGCCAGACACUGUGGAGGACGAUGGCGAAGGGAGUGACGGGACCCCCUCUGAUGAUCUGGAGUCUGCUGUCCCCGUUGAUAGCAACAAAGGAGUAGUAAAGUUUGGCUGGAUAAGGGGCGUCCUGGUGAGAUGCAUGCUGAACAUCUGGGGUGUCAUGUUGUUCAUCCGUCUGUCCUGGAUUUUUGGUCAGGCAGGCUGGGGUCUGGGGAUUGUGGUCAUUGUUCUCAGCUGUGUUGUCACCACCAUCACUGGCCUUUCCAUGUCUGCCAUCUGUACUAACGGUGUGGUCAGAGGAGGAGGAGCCUACUACUUGAUAUCUCGCAGUUUGGGACCAGAGUUUGGCGGGUCAAUUGGUCUAAUUUUCGCCUUUGCCAAUGCAGUGGCUGUAGCCAUGUAUGUGGUGGGAUUUGCUGAGACUCUGGUCGACUUGCUCAAGGAUAACGAUGCCAUCAUGGUGGAUCCACUAAAUGACAUCAGAAUCAUUGGAUGUAUUACUGUGGUGUUGCUGUUGGCCAUAUCAGUUGCUGGCAUGGAAUGGGAGGCCAAGGCACAGAUUAUCCUACUUAUUAUCCUGCUGGUGGCCAUAGUGAAUGUAUUCGUAGGAACAGUCAUUCCUGCAACCGACACUCAGAAAAUCCAAGGCAUCUUCAAUUAUGAUUCGAAAAUCUUCUUAGAGAAUUUUCCUCCAGAUUUUAGAGGGAAGGAGAGUUUCUUUUCAGUGUUUGCCAUCUUUUUCCCUGCUGCAACUGGGAUCCUAGCAGGAGCCAACAUCUCUGGCGACUUGCGGGAUCCUCAGGGAGCCAUACCUAAAGGUACCUUACUGGCCAUCAUGAUAACUGGAGUCACCUACCUGGGUGUGGCCCUCUGUGUCUCUGCCUGUGUUGUCCGUGAUGCCACAGGAAACCUUACUUCCAUCAUUAACAGUACAUUUGAAACAUCAUGUAAUGGCUCUGCAGUGGCUGCUUGUGAGCUCGGCUAUGACUUCUCUUCCUGCGCAGUAGAAAAAUGCAAAUAUGGCUUGAUGAACAACAAUCAGGUGAUGACCUUGGUUUCUGGGUAUGGUCCGCUGAUCAUUGCUGGAACGUUCUCAGCCACCCUGUCAUCAGCCCUGGCUUCUCUUGUCAGUGCUCCCAAAGUCUUCCAGGCACUGUGUAAAGACAACAUCUACAAGAUCCUGCACUUCUUUGCCAAAGGAUACGGCAAGAACAACGAGCCAAUCCGUGGCUACAUCCUCACAUUUAUUAUUUCUGUUGCAUUCAUUCUCAUUGGUGAUCUCAACACCAUCGCUCCUAUCAUCUCAAACUUCUUCCUGGCAUCUUAUGCUCUCAUCAAUUUCUCCUGCUUCCAUGCAUCCUACGCCAAGUCUCCAGGUUGGAGACCAGCAUAUAAAUACUACAAUAUGUGGCUGUCCCUGGUGGGCGCAUUGCUCUGCUGUGUUGUUAUGUUUGUUAUCAACUGGUGGGCUGCUCUACUCACAUACGGCAUUGAAAUCCUCCUUUACAUAUAUGUCACUGUCAAGAAGCCAGAUGUGAACUGGGGUUCGUCCACGCAGGCGGUGACAUUUGUGAGUGCAGUCAGCAACGCUCUGUCUCUGUCCGGUGUCGAGGAUCACGUCAAGAACUUCAGGCCUCAGAUCUUAACACUGACUGGUUCAGCACGGGCCAGACCAGCUCUCCUACACCUGGCUCACUCCUUCACUAAGAACUAUGGACUCUGUCUCACCUGUGAAGUGUUUGUGGGCCCGAGGUCAGAGGCCCUUGAAGAGAUGAAUGCUGGCAUGGAGAAGAACCAGCUGUGGCUUAGGAAGACCAAACGCAAGGCAUUUUACGCUGCUGUGGCCUGUGACAGCUUCAGGGAAGGGGCCGAGAGCCUGCUGCAGGCUUCUGGUCUCGGCCGUAUGAGGCCUAACACAUUAAUGAUGGGCUUCAAGAAAAACUGGAGGACUGUGGGUGCGGAGGCAGUGCAGAGUUAUGUGGGAAUACUGCAUGAUGCGUUUGACUUUGAGUAUGGGACAGUGGUUCUGAGGAUAAACGAGGGACUUGAUGUGUCGCACAUUGUCGAAGCUGAAGAGGAGACGCUAAAGGCAGCAAGGGAGCAACAGGCACUGGACAAUGAGAUGAAGCAGAACGGAGGGAAAUCAAAAGGACUGUUCAAGAAGUCCAGGAAAUCCUCUAAGCAAGUGCUCACGACCAGAGUGUCGGUGUGCGGCCCUCCGCCCCCGCAGGUUGCUAAAAUGAAUGAGAAGCUGUUGGAGGCCAGUGCUCAGUUCGAGAAGAAACAGCCUAAAGGCACCAUUGAUGUGUGGUGGCUGUUUGACGAUGGAGGUCUUACCUUGCUGCUCCCCUACAUCCUCACCACCAGGAAGAAGUGGAAGGACUGUAAAUUAAGGAUCUUCAUCGCGGGGCAGCCUGGACGCGCUGAUCUGGAUAAAGAGGAGAUGAAGUCUCUGUUGCACAAAUUCAGGAUUAACUGCACUGACAUCAACGUCAUUGAUGACAUCCAUAUCCCUCCCAGGACUAACAGCCUGAAGAAGUUAGAGGACAUGAUUGAGCCUUUCUGUCUGCAUGAGGGGUCUAAAGACGCUGCUCAGGCUGAAGCCAUGCGGAAAGCGCACCCCUGGAAAAUCACUGAUGAAGAGCUGAGCUCCUUUGAGGAGAAGACCAACCUCCAGGUACGACUGAAUGAGCUGCUUCAGGAAAAUUCCAAAUCAGCUAAUCUGAUCAUUGUGAGCAUGCCCAUUGCCCGUAAGGGGUCUGUGUCUGAUUUCCUUUACAUGGCCUGGCUGGAUGCUCUGACAAAGGACCUUCCACCCACCCUACUCAUUAGAGGCAACCACAAGAGUGUGCUUACUUUCUACUCUUGAGCAUACUGUGGGCAGCUAUAAAGGAUAUAAAUGGCAGUACCAUAAUGUUCAUAAAGCGCACCAGAACCUCGAAUGAUGUUAUUCAGUCCUCCAGACCAGCACCACAGUGUAACACAAACAUGUUUUAGUUAAGUCAUGAUGAGAGCAUUUAUACUCACAAGUGCUACAAUAAAAAACUAAAGGAAAUACCCAAAAGACACACAGAAAUGUGGUCAGCAGAAGAAAGGCAUAAUAAUGGUUUUCAUUUUUGGUCACAGCUAAACCUUGUUAACAUUUUACCAUAAGCUGUUUUUAUCCCUUGGUCUGUGCCAUUUCAUGACAGCUUGUGGCGAGCUGUGAUCUGGAAAAGAAUUACUUGCACUGUGUGAAGUUGCAGCCAGCUUGCCAGCAAGGGAACCUCACAUUUUACUACACUGUACAGCGACCAGUAUAAAUCUUUAACUGCUGUGCUGCACUCAGGGUUUCUAUGAAUGCUGCCAGUCAGGAUCAAGACUAGCCUCAAUAAAGAAAAAUGUAUUUCUGACAUUGAAAUUGAAAAUGUCAUCAAGUCUGAAUGUGAAUUUAGGAGCAUAUGCAAAGUUUAAGCUCUUUGCAACAGUGGCAAAGGAGGCACAAAAUGAUAUAAUACUCUCAGAUAUUAUUAUAUACACAAAACAAACAAAAAGCUCACAUUUUGGGGUUAAAAAACAAAUCACACGUCUGCCCAACUCAGAUCAGCCCAAAGAACAAAAACAGAAACACAAGGCUGCUUUCAAUGGUCACACUGAGUGACUGUGUCGUCUGUCAUUGUAAAAUAAAUGUAUAUAGUAGAUGUCUGAAUUCACUAGUGGAUAUUUUUUGAGCAAAAAAAGCCCCUUUCUGUCAUGAAUGAUUAACAGCAUCUGUUCUUUUAAACUGUGUAGAAAAGGUUUGAUUCUUUUUUUUUUGAGCAUUCCUUGAUAUUCACUGAGUGUAAAAUACACUGCUAUCAUGAAGCUGUUUACCUGUUCCACAUUAUACUGUUGAAAUAUGUCUAAUGUUACUAUCACAGCACAACUUUUUGUUUAAGGAAAUUUUAGUGAAAUAAAAGAUUUUAAUGUCAAUUCCUCUGUAUAUUUUAAGCUAUUGACAGUCUUUCUAUUUAAAUUUAUAACUGUGAUUACUUUGAGAUGAAUGAUGAAUAAAAUUUCGAGCUGUUCUUA
Molecule: messenger RNA, 4319 nt
Organism: Epinephelus lanceolatus (giant grouper)
Lineage: Eukaryota; Metazoa; Chordata; Actinopteri; Perciformes; Serranidae
Gene: slc12a1
Product: solute carrier family 12 member 1
Biological process (GO): chloride transmembrane transport; potassium ion import across plasma membrane; chloride ion homeostasis
Cellular component (GO): apical plasma membrane
Molecular function (GO): sodium:potassium:chloride symporter activity
Source: RefSeq, a predicted model, not a curated record